GAGCCCAGCUGCUGGAGCCCCGAGCAGCGGCAUGGAGUCCGUGGCCCUGUACAGCUUUCAGGCUACAGAGAGCGACGAGCUGGCCUUCAACAAGGGAGACACACUCAAGAUCCUGAACAUGGAGGAUGACCAGAACUGGUACAAGGCCGAGCUCCGGGGUGUCGAGGGAUUUAUUCCCAAGAACUACAUCCGCGUCAAGCCCCAUCCGUGGUACUCGGGCAGGAUUUCCCGGCAGCUGGCCGAAGAGAUUCUGAUGAAGCGGAACCAUCUGGGAGCCUUCCUGAUCCGGGAGAGUGAGAGCUCCCCAGGGGAGUUCUCUGUGUCUGUGAAGCUGGAGUGCAGCGGCGUGAUCAUGGCUCACUGCAGCCUCAAACUCCUGGGCUCAAGCGAUCCUCCCACCUCAGCCUCCCAAGUCUUUGGGAUUAUAGGCGUGAGCCACCGUGCUGGCUUGCCUUUGGUUCUCUGAACUACUCCAGUUCUUUCCACUAAAUCCACCCCCCUCUUUUUUCCCCUUUGGUUAAUCAGAAUCCAUAUCUUUUGCUCCAGAUCAAAGAACCCUACCCGAUGAUCCCUUCUCCAUUCACAAAAUCAAUAACAUACUCAAAAUCAAUAAACAGCUGACCGAGCACAGUGGCUCACGCCUGUAAUCCCAGCACUUUCGGAGGCAGAGGUGGGCGGAUCACAAGGUCAGGAGUUCGAGUCCAGACUGACCAACAUGGUGAAACCCCGUCUCUACUUAAAAAAUACAAAAAUUAGCUGGGCGUGGUGGUGUGCACCUGUAAUCCCAGCUACUUGGGAGGCUGAGGCAGGAGAAUGGCUUGAACCCGGGAGCCCGAGAUUGCAGUGAGCUGAUAUCAUGCCACUGUACUCCAGCCUGGGUGACAGAACGAGACUCCAUCUCAAAAAAAAAAAAAAAAAAAAAAAAAAAGAAUGUGGCCGGGCGCGGUGGCUCACGCCUGUAAUCCCAGCACUUUGGGAGGCCGAGGCAGGUGGAUCACCAGGUCAGGAGUUCGAGACCAGCCUGGCCAAUUUGGUGAAACCCCGUCUCUACUAAAAAAUACAAAAAUUAGCCAGGCAUGGUGAUGGGCGCCUGUCCCAGGCUGUUUUUAUGUUAUGUGGGGAUGAGGCACUGACCCUGUGGGCCGGGAUCUCUCUGGGGACGCUUCCCUUGCUUUUUGUCUACACUCCUUAAGGCAAACUACUUGGGAGGCUGAGGCAGGAGAAUCACUUAAACCCGGGAGGCGGAGGUUGCAGUGAGCUGAGAUCGCGCCACUGCACUCCAGCCUGGGCGACAGAGCAAGAAUCCAUCUCAAAAAAAAAAAAAAAAAGUAACAAGACUCUUAACAGCUGUGGAGAUCUGUGCCUAUUCUGAGUGCUUCUCCACUACUUCCUGAUACUGAUUUAGCUCUGUGUAUAUAUUUGUUGAAGUAAUGCUUAGAUCUUAGUUGUAUUCAUCCAGUGCCCUCCCAAUCAUGUUUUGUGUGGAAUAGCAAAUCACUUUCUGCUUGUAUUCCAAAAAUGUUGCAGAAAGACUUGCCACCCUGCUGGGGACUGUCCCUGCCCCCUGACCACUUCUGGCCUGCCUUACACUCGAUUAUUUUGGGCAAAAAGUGCAAAUCAAGACUGAGAUGUCAGGCCAGGUGCAGUGGCUCAUGCCUGUAAUCCCAACACUUUGGGAGCCGAUGGAUCACUCAAGCCCAGGAGUUCAAGACCAGUCUGAGUAACAUGGCGAAAAAAACCUGUCUUUACAAAAAGUAAAAUAAUUAGUGAGGCGUGAUGGCAUGCGCACACCUGUAGUCUCAGCUUCUCGGGAUAGUCACAGCUACUUGGGAGGCUGAGGUGGGAGGAUCACCUGAGGCCAGGGACACAGGUACAUCAAGGCUGCAGUGGGCUGUGAUCACACCACUGCACUCCAGCCUGAGUAACAGAGUAAUACCCUGUUUCAAAAAAAAAAAAAAAGAAAGAAAGAAAGAACAAACAAAGAAAAAAAACAAAAAGGAAAAGGAAAAAGAAAGAGAGAGAGAGAGAGAGAGAUAAUCCAGGACUUUUUUUGAAGGGAGAGGGAAACAGGACUGUCUGACACGCGGGAAAAUUGCUUGAAUUCUCCAGCCUUCCCAUUUGGAUGCUUUUCUCUUUGCGUGAACACAGCCAUAAGCUGGCUCGUUAUAGAGGCAUAGGCAGUGGUUGAAAAUACAGGUCCUAGCAACAAGGAAGUCUGGGUUUGAAUCCAGACUCAGCCACUUUCCAGCUGUGUGACCUGGGAGAAGUCACUGUUCCUCUCUGAGCCUGGAGCUACCUGCAUCACUACCCUGAACUGAUGAAUGGAAAGCACUUGGUACAAAAUCCAGCACAUACUUGGCACACAUAACUCACAGCUCGGUGUAAUUAGAAGAAUGCCAGGAGGACUGGCCUGCACGCUGGAAGGGGCUCUAGACAAGGCUGACCAUCAGGAUCCACUGGUUGGUCCAGAGAUCUCGGAACAGACUGGUUCUCCCCGCCGCUUCUGCCUCCCACUCACCUCCACCCGUUCAUGCAACUGUAGUUUUCUUAGCCCCUGAAACCGGGUUGGGGCUGCCGCAGGGGCCAUCAGGCUGUGAGGGAGGCUGACGCGGACACAGUAGGUAAGAGGCCAAGAUGUACAGUCCUGAAAGAGGGCAGGAGGCUGGUGACUCAGUGGGUGAGAAAAUGCAAAGGCUGGGGCUAUCUUAGCCCAGAAAAGGACAAAUUUUUUUUCCCCAAAUUAUUUUCCUUCUUUUGUCUCUUUCUCCCCUCCCUCUCUCGCUCCUUCCUGCUUUUCUUCCUUUCCCUCCGUUACUUUCUUUAAUCCAAAGGAAAUUUAAGUGGAGGACAUAAAAGCAUAUGCUGUUAUUAAUUUUUGCAAAUGUCCUUAACUGAGAGGCACUGAGCAGAAAGAAGAACACAAUUGCAUCUCCAUUAUCUUCAUCUGGGCCACCAGAUACCAGCCACCCACUCUCUCAGACAAUGGCAGAAAGGACAAGCCAGCCCCCAGGGACCCGGCCCUGCCAGCUUACCUGUUGGCACACCUCCCCUGAGCACUGCAGCCUCACCAACUGUCUGGGGUCCCUGAGACUGCCUGCUCACACUCACCUCUGAGCCUUCCUGUCUGCUGUUCCCUCUGCCUGGAACAUCCUCUCCACUCCCCCUUAGACCCCCUCUAGCAGCUGUCCUGGCUGACUGCUAAUUGGCUUUAGGAUUCAGGGAGGCAUCCUGCCUUGGGUGCCUUCUUUGAUGGCCACAGAUCAAGUUAGGGGUCUUCUCUGGCUGCUUAUCCUCAUAGCACCUGCUCCCGGAUGUGACAGACAGCUUCAGUUUUGUCACCCUGUGGUCCAGCAGCUUUCUGAGGGAGGGCUGGGACCAGCUCUCAUUUACCUGUGUCUCUCACCCCUGCAAGGUUCUGGCCACAGCAAGCAAUGCCUAAGCACAUAUUUGUGGAGUAAAGGUAUAAAAGACAAGGCAUCCCAGAUGGGCGUGGUGGCUCAAUCCUAGCACUUGGAGAGUCUGAGACGGGAGGAUCACUUGAGGGCAAGAGUUUCAGACCAGCCUGGGCAACCCAGUGAGACCCCAUCUCUACAAAAAAAACAUAUUUUUGUUUGUUUGUUUGUUUGUUUGUUGUUUUUUAAUUAGCCAGGCGUAUUGGUGUGCACCUGUAAUCUCAGCUACUUGAGAGGCUGAGGUGGGAGGAUCUGUUAAGCCCAGGAAGUUGAGGCUGCAGUGAGUUAUCAUCCCACCACUGCACUUCAGCCUGGGCAAUGGAGCAACACCCUGUCUCAAAAAAAAAAAAAAAAAAAAGGCAAGACAUCAAGACAUCCCUGGAGGAAGCCACUCUGUAGACCACAGGCUAACAGAGCAUGGUUGAGCAGGGAGGAGUUGGGAGCUGCACCCAGCACCUCACACAAUGUUAUCAUGGAGCUGGGGACAGAGCAGGUUCCAGAGCUGGGUUUGAGUCCCAGCUCCUCCGAUGAUGAUAUGACACCCCAGACAUGUGCAGGGAUGUCCUCUAAGCCUCAGCUUCCUCACUGCAAUUUGGGGCUCUGUCUCUUUCUGGCAGGGAGUUAUUGGGAAGACCAAAUGAGAUCAUGUCCCCCUCCCAAACCCUGCAAGGCCUUUGCGUCACAGUUAGAAUGAAGUCUACAUAUAGCCCUGUCCACUCGCAGCCUGCCUCCCUUCCCCAUUCGCACCCUUACACACGGAGCCCCCUCCAACCUCCCCCCCACACACACUGAGCCCUGUGCUCUUUCCUCUGCCCAAAUGGCCCUUCCCUCAGACAUCUAGAUGUCCAUCCUCCUUCCCUCAGUCUGCCUCUCGGAGCAGUCUUCCCGACCACUACAACGAUGCCUCCCCAACCCCGGCCUGCGUCACUCCCCACGCCCACCCUGCUUUGCAGCAUCGCUCCCUGGCUGACAUUACAUCAUGCAUUUAUUUCUUUGCUUAUUGUCUCCCUCCCCUCCAUGAGGGCAGGAACCUUCAUCUGUCUUGUUGACAGUAGCAUCCCUAGAACCUAGCUCAGGCCUGACUCACAGUGUGUGCUCAGUCCACAUUUGGGAAACCAAUGGAGAGAUGAAUGGCACAGAGAUGCGCUCAGGAACCCAGUUCCCUGACCUCCCAUCCAGGCUGCACCCCUCAGGAGUCUAGGUUCCUGCUGAUUGGUAGAGUUCAGGACCCAGGGCUGGAAAGUGUCCACCCACAGGGCAGAUGGGCCAAGGCCACGUGCUCAAGGUGUGCAGGGCUAGGAGAGGGGGUCAGCCCCAGCUCCCAUAUGAGGGGCAUGUGCCUCGCCUUGCCCCUGCUUUGGCUAGAGGGUACCCUGUUCACCAGAGAUGAGCCUAGGCUCUCCCCGGGCCUGGCUCUGGCUUUACCCCAGAGCCCUCCAACUCGCAGACCUCCAGGCAAGGAGGGCUGGGGACCCACCCGUACCAGCCAUUUGCCUUUUCUCCAGUAACAGAGCCCAGAGGGGUCCCUGCCUGGGCCCAAAAUCACACAGCAGAUUGGGGUAGAGCCGGAGAGGACCCGAGACUCCUGUGCCAGCCUGGGCAUCCCCUCCACUGCCAGGGAAGGACUGCAUCCAAGUCGCAUCCGUACCCAGGCCGAGGUGUCCGAGGCCCAGGCUGAAAUCCGGUUGCUGCUGCAGAGACCAAGUUUCCAAGGCCUUGUCAAGUGGGCUGUGCCAGACGAUCCCCAGGCCUGUCAUUGGCUGCUCUUCGGCUCGGACACACCAAACCUCACCAAGCACUUCCAUUUCUGAGGGAAUAGAGGUUGUGGCUUCCGUCAAGCACCCAUUUACCCCACCCUCCUCCUCCUCUUCCUGCAAACUUGAGUCACAGCUGCCCUGCUGGGCUCAGGCCCCAGGGAUGUCUGAGUCAGCCUGGCUGGGGUUCCAGUCCUGACACCGCCCUUACCAGCUGGGAGACUCCGGGAACCUCCAACCCUGCUGAGCCUCCACUUCGACAUCCGUGAAACAGCCAUGAAUAAGCAGGUCUCAAAGGUCGACUCCUGUAUGCAGGGACACAGCAUGCAGUAGGUGCCCAAUCAUAACAGCAGCACCCACCUGGAGCCCCUUAUAGCAGCCCUUCUCCUCUGCACUUCCACAUGGCAUCUCAUUUAACCUUCACCACAACCCAACUAGGAAGGCACCAUCAUUAUCCCAUUUUACUGAUGAAGAAACUGAGGCCCAGGAAGGUGAAUUUACCAGCCAGCUCACAAAUGGACUAGUAGAUGGCAGUUUGUGGAUUGGAGCCCAGAGGCUGUGCUCCUGCCCACACCCUCUCAAAUGAGGGCUAUAAAAUAACACUCUAAGAGCUCUUCCUA
This is a messenger RNA of Homo sapiens (human), 5826 nucleotides long. It is a transcript of the gene GRAPL, whose product is annotated as GRB2 related adaptor protein like. NCBI's taxonomy places the organism in Eukaryota, Metazoa, Chordata, Mammalia, Primates, Hominidae. Bases 32 to 466 code for a protein of 144 amino acids. The transcript is spliced from 4 exons. The record is from RefSeq and is a predicted model, not a curated record. Gene Ontology annotation, cellular component: cytosol.